GAAAGGGAAGCAGGAUCGAGGCGAGUGCGAUUUGGUGAACGCAGAAACGAAAGGAGGGGGAAAGCUUUACCAGCUUUCUGUCACUAAGAAGAUCCAGAAAAAGGAGCAUGGAUGUCGACUUUACGCUUUGCUGAAUGCUCUUGAUUCAGCUGGAGUCUGGAAGUCUCACACCAUGGAAGAAGGAGGCCGUGCACAGACAGAAGAGGAGGACGCGUCGGGGUCCGAGGAGGGCGCGCUGCAGGUCUCGCACGGCAGCGGUGCGUGCAAGUGGUUCAAUGUGCGCAUGGGAUUCGGGUUCCUGUCAAUGACGACCAGAGAUGGGACGCCCCUGGACGAGCCUGUUGAUGUUUUUGUUCACCAGAGCAAACUACACAUGGAGGGCUUCCGCAGUCUGAAGGAGGGAGAGGCCGUGGAGUUCAGCUUCAAGAAGUCCUCCAAAGGCCUGGAGUCUCUCCAGGUCAGCGGCCCAAACGGGGGCCCCUGCCUGGGCAGCGACCGGAGACCCAAGGGGGCCCAGAAACGACGAUCCAGAGGAGAGCGAUGCUACAACUGUGGAGAGCCGGACCACCACGCCAAAGAAUGCCAGCUGCCGCCGCAGCCCAAAAAGUGCCAUUUCUGUCAGAGCUUCGCUCACAUGGUGGCCAGCUGUCCGCUCAGAGCCCAGCCGGCUCUGGCCGGCCCUCAGGGGGCGGGGGCCCCUCAGAGUGGAGCACCUGCCCAGGAGGAACCACCGGGACAGGAGCCCGACACGGAGGGCUACGACUGAGGGCCCGGCAGGGGACUGGUCAGGGGACUGGUCAGGGGGAAGACAAGAUUAAAACACGCACACACGUAUGCACGCGCACACACACACACACACUCACACCACACCACACACACAGGAACACACAGGAAUGCUGCCUGUGGAGCUGACUACCUCAGGUUGUAUUUAUUGAGCAGUGUAAUAAAUAGUUUGUUGCUCAGUAGCUGAGCCUUUUAAUUGCCAAAAGACAUAUCGAUCAUAAAAAAGGAAAAGAAAAAAAAAAGCUUAAAAACAAAACAAACGCAAAAUGAUGUAUUUGUAGUUUUAGAUAUCAGCUGUUCAUCUGCCUUAGAUAAGUGUCUUUGCUAUGUAACGAAACAAUCCUUAACAUGGGAUGUUCCUAUGACUAUGGCUCGACACUUUAGUGGAAGAACAAAGCUCAGGCACUCUUAUCAGGGAUCUAGAGUUUGAGUCACUGAGCAAGUUGAUUUUGAGAUUCAUGCAUAAUGCAUGAACAUAUGAUUGAACAUAUGAUUGUGUACUACUAUGGCAGACAGUAGUACAACCCCACAGCUAGUGGAAGAGAAACAUGUAACAGCGAGCUAAAACUAAUGAAUGAUCAUUCUUUAACAAUAGCUCAACUCAAAAAACAGAAACAAAUUUUAAAAUACAAUCAAAUCCAUGAAUGUAGACCGAACAUUGUCUGUGUCCCUGAAGGUAAUUCUUUGAUUAUUUUUUAAAAUGAUGUGAUCCUCUUGGACUCUGCGGCCAAGUGAAUGUGAAACUGUGAAUGUUGCCACCACUGUUGCCAAAAGGCCCAUGGCCAUCGACUCUCACGUGGGGUCAGUGUUGACUUUUAAAUGUUGAAAAAGAGCUAUCUUACCAAAAAAAAACCAUGUCUGCACAAAGAAAAGUUACAGUGAUUUGAAACCGCAAUGGACCUCUCCAUCGCUGGCUGUAAUUGUGGGAACCUGAGUGCAAGAUCAGUAAAAACAGCCUUUGUUCUCCA
Gadus morhua (Atlantic cod) is the source of this 1751-nucleotide messenger RNA. Its product is annotated as protein lin-28 homolog A. The coding region runs from base 173 to 766 and encodes 197 amino acids. Gene Ontology annotation, cellular component: nucleus; cytoplasm. Gene Ontology annotation, molecular function: mRNA binding; zinc ion binding. Gene Ontology annotation, biological process: pre-miRNA processing. The transcript has 4 exons. The record is from RefSeq and is a predicted model, not a curated record. Lineage: Eukaryota; Metazoa; Chordata; Actinopteri; Gadiformes; Gadidae.